AUGAUUUCUCUACAAACUUCCGGAGGAUCAAGCGAAGAAGAAGAUAUGUUAUUAGCCAUACAACUAGGCGGGCUAAACUUUGUCCCGUACAUUGUAAAAACUGCUAGAGAACUAGAUUUGUUCGAGAUUAUGGCUAAGGCCAGACCUUUAGGGUCCUAUCUCUCACCGGUGGAUUUGGCUUCCAUGGCUGCGCCGAAAAAUCCACACGCUCCAAUGAUGAUUGAUAGAUUGCUACGUUUCCUUGUGGCAUAUUCGGUGUGCACGUGUAAGUUGGUGAAAGAUGAAGAAGGACGAGAGUCUAGAGCAUACGGAUUAGGAAAAGUUGGAAAGAAGUUGAUUAAGGAUGAAGACGGAUUUUCAAUUGCGCCCUAUGUGCUAGCUGGCUGUACAAAAGCCAAGGGAGGUGUAUGGUAUAAUGUACAACAUGCAAUACAAGAAGGCGGAGCAUCGGCAUGGGAGCGAGCUAAUGAGGCAUUGAUCUUUGAAUACAUGAAGAAAAAUGAGAAUUUAAAGAAAAUUUUCAAUGAAUCGAUGACGAAUCAUACAUCAAUAGUAAUGAAGAAAAUACUAGAGAAUUACAUUGGUUUUGAAGGUGUGAGUGACUUUGUAGAUGUAGGAGGAAGCUUAGGCAGUAAUCUUGCCCAAAUCCUCUCCAAGUACCCACAUAUCAAAGGCAUCAACUUCGACUUGCCUCACAUAGUCAAAGAAGCUCCCCAAAUUCAUGGCGUGGAACACAUUGGUGGUGAUAUGUUUGAUGAAAUUCCACGAGGCGAAGUUAUAUUGAUGAAGUGGAUACUUCAUGAUUGGAACGAUGAAAAAUGUGUGGAGAUACUAAAAAACUGUAAGAAAGCAUUACCGGAAACUGGGCGAAUAAUUGUAAUUGAAAUGAUAGUACCCCGAGAGGUAUCAGAAACCGAUCUUGCAACCAAGAACUCACUCAGUGCAGAUUUGACGAUGAUGAGCUUAACGUCUGGAGGCAAAGAGAGAACCAAAAAGGAAUUUGAAGAUCUAGCUAAGGAAGCUGGCUUUAAGCUCCCAAAGAUUAUUUACGGCGCGUAUUCUUAUUGGAUCAUUGAAUUAUAUCCUAAUUGA
Messenger RNA from Arabidopsis thaliana (thale cress), 1092 nucleotides. Its product is annotated as O-methyltransferase family protein. Gene Ontology annotation, molecular function: methyltransferase activity; protein dimerization activity; O-methyltransferase activity. NCBI's taxonomy places the organism in Eukaryota, Viridiplantae, Streptophyta, Magnoliopsida, Brassicales, Brassicaceae. The coding region runs from base 1 to 1092 and encodes 363 amino acids. The record is from RefSeq and is marked reviewed. The transcript has 4 exons.